Molecule: messenger RNA, 5422 nt
Organism: Gongylonema pulchrum
Lineage: Eukaryota; Metazoa; Nematoda; Chromadorea; Rhabditida; Gongylonematidae
Source: the annotation of a GenBank genome assembly
UUGUUGGGAAGCCUGAACCAGUAAUCACUUGGUACAAAGAUGGCAAGAAGUUACUUCUUGAAAAUCGGAUGCUGCAAUCAUUGGAUCGAAAUGGUGGUGUACGGCUUAACAUUAUGAAUGUUCGUGCAAGUGACAGUGGCGAGUACUCGUGCGAAGCAGCUAAUGCACUAGGAAAAGAUUUGACUCAGUGCAACCUAAAAAUCAUCGAUACGACAACAAUCGCAGAGGAAUCGGUGCUGGAAGAAUUGCGAGUGUCUGUGGUUGAGGCAGAUUUGAAAGCGCCAGUAAUCACUCGUCCACUUAGGGAUGCUAUUGUUAAUGCAGGAAGCCAUGAACUGCUGGAGAUGGAGGUCGAUGCAUAUCCGAGGCCGUCAAUUGAGUGGUUUUUCAAUGGGAAACUGCUGGAGGAAAGUCUUACAGUACAAACAGAUUUCGAUGGACAUCUUGCCGUCUUGAAGAUCUCCGAGGCUCAUACAGAGCACCAAGGCCAAUAUCUCUGUCGUGUAUCCAAUAAAGCAGGAACUGCUGAGACACGGUGCAGUAUUGUAGUCGAAGAAGAAAUAGUGAAAGAAGAACGAGCACCAAAAAUGCCGAAGUUUGUGGAAAAGCUGCAAGAUGUGACAGUGGAAAAUGAGGGUGACACGCUAACACUCAAAUGCAAGGUUGUUAGUGAGCCGGAGGCCGAAGUCGUUUGGCUACUGAACGGUAAGGCAAUUCGACAUGAUGACGACAAUGCGCGUAGCCGCGUUUUUGACGACGGCAUUUGUGUGCUGGAAAUCCUUCGUGUCACAGCAGAAACGUGUGGUACAUAUACAGCUGUGGCGCAUAACAUCCUCGGCGAUGCGCAUACCAGUGCAGAAGUAUCGCUCGGUGCUACUGUACCAACAAAACCUGCUGUUGCGCCAUUCUUCGUGAUAGCACCUAAAGAACAAAUGGAAGUUGAGGAAGGCUCCGUUCUGUCGCUGGUUUGUGAUAUUGAUGGCGAGCCAGAGCCACGAGUGAGGUGGCUCAAGGAUCAGCGUGUGAUCGAAGACGCUCGAGUGGCAAUCCACAAGGACGGCAUUAGUCACCAGCUCAUCAUAUCUCCCGUCCUGCUUAACGAUAAAGCAAUCUAUACUGUUGAAGCUGAAAAUGAAAGCGGUAAAAUAGAUGGCACCAUUGAAGUGCUGAUUGUUCCCAGAAAAGAACCAGAACCGGCCAAAGAAGACCUAGGUAUAUUGCCACCUGAGGCUCCAGUCGGUGAGCCGUUUGCUGCAAAACUUUACAAAAACGGCUUGCUGCUGCGAUGGGACGCUCCCGAGGAGGAUGGAGGCGCAACGAUUGACAGCUACAUUGUUGAGCAACGAAGGCCUGAUGACCGUACGUGGACACAAGUUGGUCAGAGUCCAAAGACGGAAAUAAAAGUCGACGGUUUGCAACCGAAUACCGAAUAUUUGUUCCGUGUUGCUGCAAAAAAUAAGGCCGGUCAGGGAGCUUAUUCGCCAGUGUCAUCGGCUAUCAAAACUCUUGCAGCGGGCAAAAAGCCGGUAUUUACAAAGGUCCCACCGGCGGCAGUACUGAUUAGUGGCAGUGAAAGCGUCGAGCUUGUCGCUGAGUUUGAUGGUGAACCAGCACCGUCUGUCAAAUGGUACCACAAUGGCCGAGAAAUAGUUGGCACAAGGAACGAUGUAGAAAUUACGACUGCUCGGGGCAAAUGGAGCAAAUUGGUCAUCAGGGUUCUGGAACUGGACGUCCACGCUGGCCGUUAUUCGUGCCACAUCGAAAAUGAAUAUGGUGAAGCGGUGUGUGAAACAUGGCUUACCAAGCAAAAGAUAGGUUCGGCGGCUGAAGAUUUACUGGCAGCAGUAGAAACUGAAGUGAUGGAGGGCGCACCGCAGAUUGUCACAGAACUUUCGAACGAAACUGUCACAGCUGGACAACAAUUCAUACUUACCUGUAAAGCGCUUUCCACACCAAAAGGCGUCAUAUCCUGGUUCAAAAACGAUGAGCGAUUGGCCUCGGUAGGCCGUUAUGAAAUGCAGGAGCAGGAUGGUGUGUUUAAGCUUAUAUGCCAUCGUGCUCAAAAUAGCGAUAAUGCCACCUAUCGCUGCGUUCUAACAAAUUCCAUUGGUAUUGCUCAGUCAGCAUGCCAGGUAACUGUUGUCGAACGGAUGCCACUUAUGGCACCCAAAUUUGAAACGCUACUGACUGACAAGACAGUAUUAUCUGGAAAAGAGAUCAAACUAAAAUGUCGCGUAACUGGCGAUCCCGAACCUCAAAUAUUAUGGAUGAAGGAUGGUAUUCGGAUAAGCACAAGCAGUCACCAGAAGCUGGAGUUCACAGAGGACGGCUGGUGUUCGCUGACGAUUUUCAACUGCACAGCAAACGACACUGGUGUAUAUCUAUGCACUGCGCAAAAUCUACUGGGCGUUGAGAGCUCCCAGUCGAUGAUAACCGUGGCUGAUACUGCUGGGCCUGAUUCACAUUUGAUCACGGCAGAAGAUAAGCAAGUGCAGUACAGCAAGCCAAGAUUCACGCGUACGCCCGGUGCAUUGAUUGAAACCACUGAAGGAUCAACAGUAAAACUGGUAAGUCGUGCGAUAGGUCAGCCUACACCGCUUGUCAAGUGGCUGAAAGACGGAAAAGAGGUGACAAAAGUGAACCGUGCAUACGAGAUCCGUUUAACUGGAGAAGGCGAAUCGGUACUUGUUAUUGCUUGUGCUGUUGCUAAAACAGCUGGAACAUUCAAAUGUGUUGCUGAAAAUUGCGAAGGUUCGGAAAGCGUUGAAACACGACUUGUCGUACACUCCCAUCUGCACAAACAACCAGGAAAAGAACCGCCGAGCUUCACAACAGAAUUGACGGACAUGGGUGUUGCACUUGGACAUCCGGUAACGCUGAAGUGCUGCGUGCAUGGUGUUCCAGAGCCUCAACUUAAGUGGAUCUUUAUUAACGAUGCGCAGCAGACGACAGUGUUACGUUCCGCUGCCGAUUCCGCUUGGAUCGAAUGCCGUCGGGGCGAGACAUGUGAAAUGAAAACCGAAAGCGUAGUGAGCACACAGCAAGGCACAUAUCAGUGCGUUGCCUUCAACGAACACGGAACGGCCAUGACUCAAUGCUAUUUGCUUGUUGGAGAGCCGACCGAUCAACCAGCUGGACCGCCUCGCUUCCUGAAGUGUAUUCGUGACGUCUGGAGUCCGCUGGGUGAAAAUAUUGAGUUUGAAGUUGAAGUGAGCGGCUAUCCGUUACCGGAACUGACAUGGUAUCAUAUGGACGAAAGAGUUAUUGAAGAUAAAAAUGUUCAGAUCACAUACGUUACUCCAACUAAGUGCCAACUCAAAAUCACCAGCAUCGGCUUACGUCAUCUGGGCAGUUAUUCCGUAGAAGCGGCAAAUGUUCAUGGUAUAGUGCGAACAACUGCGUCACUCAAUGUUGGAAGGAAACGAGGCGAAGCGGAACCACCUAAGUUCCAUGAAGCAAACUGUUUACAGGCAGCAGGUCAACGUCAGAAGCCAUCACGCCUGGAUGUUAAGCGUAAAGGAGCAGCACCAGCAUUCCUGAUUGGUUUGGAAGAUCUUGAGCUACGUGAAGGUGACGCUGCUGCGCUGGCCGGAACCGUUGCCAAAAAAAGACGCCAUCGUAUUCUCGGAAGAGCGAGGGAUGAAAAACGAAUGGUGCAAAUUGUAGAGCCACCAGAGCUUGAUGCCGAAACUUCGAGCAGUUCAGUAGAGCCACAGAUCGAAAUAACAACACUCGAGGAAAUUCGCGCAUCGAUUGCUGAGCGAAACAAGAAUAUUUGUCGCCCAAAGUUCAUGGUAAAGCCAAAAUCAAAAAAAUCGAUCACGGAGUACAAAUCACUGCGCUUGAAAACGGCUAUCUCGGCCAAUCCAACACCUGUUGUUCGUUGGGAUAAAGCUGGAGUGGUUCUGGAAACGGGCAAUAAAUAUUCAAUCUACAAUGAUGGCGACUUCUAUUAUCUUGAGGUGCAUCAUAUGUCGAAAAUCGAUGAAGGCUUCUAUAACUGUACGGCUUCGAAUAGUGAAGGUUUUGUAACGAGUACAGCUGAAAUUGAAGUUAUCGGGACGGAAGGUAGCAUCAGAAGACAACGCAAAGAGCCUGCAGCACCCUCAUUCAUCGAAGUGCUUCCUGGCAAAUUAAAGGCAACAAAUGGUGAUCCGGUGACUGUGGAAUGCAGCGUGUCCGGUUAUCCGGCCCCAGCAAUACAGUGGCUUCGAAAUGGUGCCGAACUUACGCCGCAACAUGAUCGCUAUACCAUAUCGUAUGAUGGCGAAACAACGACCCUCAAAUUUGUCAGUAUUGCUACGUCUGAUACUGGGAAAUAUGUUUGUGUUGCGAGCAAUCAACAUGGCGAAGCUAAAACAGCAAUGCAGCUUGAUGUUGAACCGCGAAGAUUGCCACCGACUGGUGGUACUCCGCCUAAGUUCCACAUCGACAAAAGGCGAGAAGUUAUUAGGGCUUCAGACGGUGAUCGAGUUGUGUUGACUGCUGAUCUACUGGAAGGCUCGGAACCGCUGACAGUGCGUUGGAUACGCAACAGAAUGGAAGUGCAAGAUUCCAGUGGAUUUGCGUAUUUGCGGGAGGAGGCUAACUGCUCACUGAUUAUAGCAGAUGCGUUUCCAGAAGAUGCAGGAGUGUAUACAUGCGAGGCUAGCAAUGAAUUUGGUAGCGCCAAAUGUAAUAUUCGGCUCAUCAUAACAGAGCGAAGAAAGAAAAGCGUGUAUGAAAGUCCACCUGCUAUCAUCAACGCACCAACAAACGUGAGCGUUGAACCUGGAAAUGAUUUGAGUGUGUCGCUGACGGUUCGGGGCUAUCCUGAACCGGCAGUGGUUUGGACCAAAAAUGCAGCUGCAAUCUCAUCCGAUGAAAAACAUCAGGUGUUGUCUAAUAUGAGCAACAGUGGAGAAGUGUUCACAUUGACAGUCCUGAACUGCACUGGUGAAGAUGCCGGUAAGUACGAACUGCAAGCUAUCAACAGCUCCGGCACAGCAACAGCACUUAUCACCGUUCAGGUCACUGAAGUCACCAACUUGGAUGUUGUAUUGCCGCGAUUCACCAAACUGCCAAUUUCUGUUCAAAGUGCAAUUGGGCAAAAAACUACUCUGAGUUGUAAUUUCAAGGGCUUGCAACCAACAGUGACAUGGUUUCACGGCGAUGAGAAAUUAACAAGCGGUCGUCAUGGGAUUGAAAUAGUCUCAACAUCCACUUCCUCAACACUCUCUAUACUGCAGCUAACUGAAGAACAUCUUGGUGAAUAUCUGUGCACAAUCCGUAAUGAGUACGGAGAAGAUCUGGCAAAAGCUGUUAUCCUCCUUGAAGGUGCCAAUCUCUGUUUUGUUUUUUGUCCGUAUGUUCAAAUUAAACCCACACUUUUGGCAGUAGGCUUUGUGGGACUGAAAAUGUCAUUACUUAGAGAUAAUUAAUA